CAGAGCUGUGCUGCCUCCAGGAGGAGAAGGCAUGGCUGCUGCAGAGAAGGCUGGAAGGCUCCUGUCCCUGAAUGGGCUCUUCCCCGUCUACAAACCUAAAGGGCCCACGUCGGCCAAGAGCCUGAACGAGCUGAAGAGGAGGCUGCUGGGAGAAGCCGGUCUGAAGGAAUUGGGGAAGAAGAGGAAGCAGACGAUAAAGAUUGGACACGGGGGGACUCUGGACAGUUCGGCUUGCGGCGUGCUGGUGGUCGGCAUCGGAGAAGGGACGAAGAUGUUGGGGACCAUGCUGGGGGGGAGCAAGAAAUACACGGCAAUCGGUGAGCUGGGGAAGGGAACUGACACUCUGGACGCAUCGGGGAAAGUGAUAGAAGAGAAGCCGUAUGAUCACAUCACCAGAGAGGAGCUGGAGAAGGUGCUGGAGACAUUCACGGGAGACAUCAUGCAGGUCCCCCCGCUGUACGUAUAUAUAAGAGGAGGCGGCCAUUGCUCUGUACUGCUGGAAAUGCUGCUUACCUGGCUGUCUCAUCACAUCACCAGAGAGGAGCUGGAGAAGGUGCUGGAGACAUUCACGGGAGACAUCAUGCAGGUCCCCCCGCUAUUUGUUGGCCUCGGACUUGUGGUUCUCCCCGGCGGCAUUGCGUGUUCUCUGACAGUCCGCUCUUCUCUCCCCCAUGCAGACAUCGAGUGCGGCGGAGGAUUCUAUGUCCGCAGUCUGGUCAGAGACAUCGGCAAAGCUCUGUCAAGUUGUGCCAGCGUGAAGGAUCUGACCCGCACCCAGCAGGGCCCCUUCACCUUGGAGGAGCACGCCCUGAGAGAGGACCGCUGGAGCAUCGCGGAGGUCGCCCAGGCCCUGCAGGAUUAUUCCCAUCUCCUGACUCCGGGGCCCGGGUCCAAACGGCUAAAAACGGAGGAGAGCGAUCCCGCCGGAGAGUGACGG
Nanorana parkeri is the source of this 937-nucleotide messenger RNA. RefSeq names its product TruB pseudouridine synthase family member 1 (gene TRUB1). Gene Ontology annotation, biological process: mRNA pseudouridine synthesis; tRNA modification. Gene Ontology annotation, molecular function: pseudouridine synthase activity; RNA binding. The transcript is spliced from 8 exons. Gene Ontology annotation, cellular component: mitochondrion. The coding region runs from base 32 to 934 and encodes 300 amino acids. NCBI's taxonomy places the organism in Eukaryota, Metazoa, Chordata, Amphibia, Anura, Dicroglossidae. The record is from RefSeq and is a predicted model, not a curated record.